AUGUCGAAUACCGGGUUAGAAGAGAAAGUAGAAAAAAUGAAUGUUGAAGAAAGGGAGGCUAAAGGUCAGAAAGGCGGCAAAAAGACUAAAGGAGAGACAAGGAAGAAGGAAGAUCUUAGCGCCUUUCCACUUGAAGUAAGUGAGUUGAUGAUCAUUUACGCUCGAUUGCAUGUUUGUGUCACUCCCAGUAAUUUGAGUUUAAUAUUCCAAGUUUUUGGUAGAAAUGGCUUAUUGACCUUUUCCACUGUGCUCCCUGCUCUGUUAGGCAUGUCUCACGAAAAGCCUCAUCACUAAUUUUUCCAGGCCAAGGGCAAAACUAAGAGUAGUGCUUGCUUAUUCGUCGUCACGUGCGACGAGCUGGAAUUAAAGAAUAUUGAGCUUAAACUUAAGCUUAUCAUCGUUGAACAUCAUUGAAUCUCUGAAAAAAUCGGAAAGAUCGCCAAACAGCCACAUGAUUUAUUAUAUAUGCAGCAAUUUCAUACUAAUAAUACAAAUAAUGAUUAUGAAUGGCGUAAAAUCUACAAAUCUAUAAUUUGCAUCAGGUCAAGGUCCUGAUGCAAUGUUUUGAUCUUUUACAGCAGAUAAUUGAUGUACACUGUAGUUCCAGAAUAGUAUUUGCAAAAUGUCUGGAAGGGAUGACUCUAACAGGGAGGGUACAAUUUGCGAAGAGGCUUAUAUAAUUUUGGGGGGUUAAAUUUUGAAAAUGCACAAAAUGUAGAGGGGGAGGGGUUCGAAAGUAUUUUAAUGUACAAGACUGGCAUUCUAUGUAGGAGUAGGGUCUGGUAGGGGUUGUCUUCAUCUCGAAUCACGCGUUAAAUUUCCGUACAUUCACGAAUCACUUUACCUUUUGGAGUCGUUUCACAAAUCAUGUGAUUAGGUGAUGAACUGAUCAAGUCCAUCAAUGAUUCUUAGUGGUUGCUGGACUACUGCAGUGAAACCUCUAUUAAGUGGACCCCCAAUUAAGUGUACACCCUCUAUUAAGCAGACACCGGGCCCUGAAAUUAAAAAAAAAGAUGCGGAUAAUAAAAUAAAUUGUAUUUGGCUGAAUUUCUAUUGUUAAAACUUCCAUUGAGCAGACACCGGACUGAAUUGACAAUAGUAGCAUUGGAUUACGUCCUUAAAAUACGUACUGUAGUCGAUUAAUAAAGAUAAAUCAGUACAUUUAGCUGUCAGAAGUUCACCUAAAAGUCUUGCACAAAGUACAGCACAGCUUCCUUAGCAUCCUUAGCUUCCUUAACAGCAUAAAACUUUAUCACAGCACAGAGUAAAAUUAAGCGGACUCCCUCUAUUAAGUGGACACUUGGAAAUGACACUUAAACAACCCUGUGAUAGGAAGGAAACAAAAAGUCUGGUAAUCAAACUUGCAUUUCUUUACUUUGUGUUUGAUGAAGUUACAAAGUUGACUGGUAAUGAAUUAUAUUUCUAUAAAACUGAAGCUCAACAAUUUUUCACUCUUACUUGGUCAACCUCGAACCCCUGUCAUGACACUUACAUCAUGUUUUAUCGGUAGAAAUAUUGAUUUGUGAACUACAAUGUUAACAGAUCACACAUCACAGUGAAUGUAUAAUUCACGAAUAUUGACUGUAUUUCAUGAGUUUUCCUUAUUCACGCUGUGGUUAUCCAGACCCCAUAGAAGUUGUCAAACUAUAUUAUGAUUGAAGGAAAUCCAUGUUUCCUUCAAGAGUAGUAAAAAAAAUUUGCACCUGUAGUUUUUCGACUGUAUACAGUACUGUUCAAAAGUGAGUGGACAGUCGGUUGUUCUUGAUUCUUGAUUCCUGUGCAAAUCGAGAAUCGAGAACAAGCUAUUGAGAAUCGAGUCAAGGUUUGAGUCUCAAAAGACAGAAAACAAAAGAUUCACCCACGACUGAUGUCUCGAUAAUUUUUUGAAGACAUACAGCUGUAACACAACACAGCAUGGUUUAUUCAUGCACAAACUGUCUUUAUGUUCGAAACAAGACCAAUUCAAGUUUUAAAGUGAAUGUUUCUUCAAGGACAUCUGUAUCAAGCUUCAUUUCCUCAAGUACAGUUUCAAAUGUUUGCUCCAAAUGCAAACAAACAGUGUAUACUCGUGUACAAACAAGAAGAUAAACAACAGCAUGUUUUUUUUAACGUCAAACGAGUCUGGGCUUAUCUGGCUGCUUAGCAUGAUAAAGAUCAGCUGUGACAUACAUGUCUGUCUGAAACCUGACUAAUCUUUGGCUCUGAAAUUGCAUUUGUGAUCUUUGAAAACUUUCGAGAAACAAUACUUUUAAUUAUACUAGGAAAUAUAGUGCAUCAUUUAAUCAUCGUCAUCUCUUAUAAAAUUGGGUUUGUUUUUUCGGUGAUGAAACAUGAUAUGCAUAGACUUCUUUGUGGCCUAGCAUGUGACUGCAACUACCACUGUGAUGAAAAAUUGCGCGAUGUUAAUUUCAAAAGCGAGACUGUAUAUUGUUUAAAAACUUUUGGAGGUUUCUGAAGUUUUCUGAAGCUUUAUAUGUAUAGUCAAAUCGAAAACUUUUAUGUAUGCAGUUAUGUCUCAAAAAAGCGAAGGCUGCCUGAGAUGCUAUCGCGUAUUGGGAAAAUAGCAAAUCAGGUGAAAUUACAAGUAAAGUUUCCAGUGAAAAAAACACCCUGACUGUAGUCACCAAUGAGAGACAUUCAACUGUGAUAAUGCCGAUGGACGUUCACAAACAGGCAAUAGAAAAAAGAAAUUGGCAAGUAGAAUUCGAAAGACAAGCUGAAGAACAAAAGCAACGAGAAGCACCCUUGAGACUUUGUUUAUACAAGCUUCCUUUUAUUUUGGAUUUUACAGAUAAAAAGUUAUGGAUUGCUUUUAAGUUCAACUUGUGAACUGACAACUUCUGCUAUUUAAAUUAUGCAAAAUGCCAUUUGAACUUUUUUAAGGUUUUGACGCAAAGUAUCACCCAAACUGUGCAAAUGAAUUCAACUGCAACUGUUUCUUGAAUUUGCAGAGUUCAGGAAUUUCUUGCAAUAAUCAAAUGCUAAGAAGAGUUUGUUAUUUUAUAGAGUAGAAAGAUUUUUUCUGAAGUGAGAGAAAUGAGAGAAGAUCACUCAAAACUUGAACAAAGGUUGUAGAUUCUUGCUACAAUCGAGUAUCAAGAGUAGAGAGCAAAUUACUUGAAACUUAACAAAGGCUGUUCCGGGUUUGGUGAGUCUCGCAGGAAUCGAGAAUCAAGACACAGCAAUAGAAAAUCGAUUCUCGACUCAAUUUUCAAUUCUGAAUUGAGUGUCAACUUACUUUUGAAUGGUACUGUACAUAAGUAGAAUUAUUGAGCCCACUCUGGUGAAUUGCACAAAACCCCCGGGGGUUACUAAAAAUGGCCUGUGGAAAACACAGGAGAUGACAUUUCCAAGACCCUAAAUUUAAGGAUUUUCUUGGUAUCAUGCCCCUAGACCCUCCAAGAUAUGGGGCACUUUUGGCACUCUUACUUUUCUUCCCAUGCAUACACCUUCAAAAUCUCACACUAUUCCCCUGGCAUCAAGUAUCUUGAAAAAAACAAAUUAUCUGAAAACUUGGUCUAGAAGGGGUUUUGGGGGGAGGGGGUGCAUUUUAAAUAUUGUUAUUGCCAAUGAGGGUUUUAAAAUUAUUUGGGGGGCUAAAGUUUUGAUGCACCACACUUUUCUGAAAACCCUUGCCCCCCACCCCCCCUGGGAAGUAAUAAACGAUUGUUCCCUAAGGCUUUUUCAAUACACCUCAUCAUUAAUUUACUGAAGUUGCACAUUACAUAUUGUAAGUGUGAUGUGAAACAUUAUGAUCUUUAUGUUGUAUCCUAGCCCGUUGAUGUGAAAUACAAACACCACUUACAAACACAAAUGAGUUUUUAGGAUGAGAAGAUUUCUAUGCCCUCUCCAGCUAUAACUGAAAAAACUUUGUGUCAUUUAAAAUGUAAUUAACACUUCAUCUAUCACUGAACUUCAUUUGAUUGAUAUACUUUUGCGGAUAUUCUAAUAUGCAUAAAAUUAUGUUGUAUUUUAGUUGAAUCCACGACCAGCCUUCAUAGAAGAAAGAAUAGUUUUAUUUGACAAACUAAAGGCACAGUAUGAUGCACAAAUUGAAGGUACUUGUAGCAUGUCAUAUUUUUCUUUUAGUCUGGUAUUUAAGAGAUUUUUUUAUGCACGAUGAAUAAAUUGAUAGACCCUACACAGGGUGCAAAGAAAGUCAUUUUUACAGCUUGCCAUUAGCGCAAGCUGAAGCUAGCAUUUACUUGUCCAAAUGUCAUUUCAACUAGCCCCCCAAAUUUUUUGAUGAGCAGAAUUGAUUUCACAGUUCUUCUGUAAGUUGAAUUCCUCAAAAAAAGCCACUUGCCCAUCGGGCAAGUUAAGAACAGAAUUCACUAGCCCGAUAGCAAAAUCCACCAGCCCCGGGCUAUUGGACACUACUUUCUUUGCACGCUACUACAUUGGAUAUUAUCCCAGGGAUAGCCUUAGGUAAUAGCUGGUUACUGGCUAAUUUUACCAGCUGAAAAAGACCUUGCCACUACCGCAAAUUUCUCUCAAAAACAAAGACAUGAGGUGCAGUUGACUGAAAAGUUGGCUUGACCAAUAAAAAAACCUGCUUAAUGAUCUUUUCGUCAGCUACAUCCCUGUUUUCCCUAGAAACUCUCUAAAUCUACUGAACACUGCUUUAUCUGGCAUCCAUAACUAUCCUCAACAGCUCAAAAUGUAAAAUGAAAUCCAACUCGGUGUAGAGAAAUGUUUACUAACUUUUUACCUAAUUCUGACUUCUUGCUAAGACCAGGCACAAAAGGUAGUAAUUUAUUAGAACAUGUGACAAACUACAAGAUCUUAAGAGUUUUUGUAGGGUGUGAAAACAGGCAACAUUUGGUGAUGCCACCAAUGGUUUCCCCGUGAAAUGACGUCUCAGAAACGAGCAUAGAAAUUCCUUACUGAUAACGCUUCACUACCCAGAUUUGUUGCGCUGCUUGUGAAACUUGCUUCAACCAAGUAUGGAAUUUCUGUGCUUGUUUCUCAGAUGUCAUUUCGCGGUUAAACUGUUGGUGGGUCGUGAAAUGUCAUCUGUUUUCUCAAGCUAGAGUUUUUAAGGACAGUGACCUCAAGUGGAAUUGCCAUGUCAAAUGCAAAUGUUGUUCAUUUUUUAUAAACUAUUAUCAUGAUGUUGAUGAGGGUGAUAAUGAUGACAAGGAUGAAAGUGCUGAUGGUGGUGUUGGUAGUGAUUUUAACAUUGAAAAAUUUUCAAUAUUUUCAUGAAAUAAUAUUAAUUUUUAAUACAGUAUUAGUAUUAUAUUUGUAUUUGUAUUUUAUUUAUUUGCCACGCAGAUAAUACUACAAGAACAAAAAAGACUCAAAAAUAGCAGAAAAAAUUGCAAGGAGGCCUAAAGGAAACUUUUUAGCUUAUGUUAAUUGGGCCUCCUCAAUUUCAAUUUUUCAUUUUUUUGUUAUUUAAUGACAAAUAAUUUCAUUUAAUUUUAAAAUGUCUUUUUUCUUUACAGCCAAAGAGAAAACACCCAUCAAAAUCACUCUGCGUGAUGGUAAAGUCGUAGAUGGUCUGGCUUGGAAGACUACACCUUAUGAAAUUGCUGCCUCAAUAAGGUAUGGAUGUGAAUUUUUUUAACCAUGAUCAUUUCUCACAGGAAGCCAUGAGGAAUAUAAAAAUAAUUAUUUAUAAUACAUGUAUCACAACAUCAACUGAAUAUGAUUUUUACAGUGAUAUUUUUACUGUAAAUAUCAGUAAGUUAAUAUCUGGAAAUCUACUUAACUUUCCCUUAUGUCUCUAUUCCUUUUGUUAGCCAAGGUCUUGCUGAUAACACUGUUAUUUGUAAGGUUAGUGGUGAGUUUGUUUGUUAGUUUUGUGUUAUAAAACAAUUUCAUUGCAAUACUAACAAGAACUUAGAACUUACAUAUGUCACAUUUACUAGUUAAGCUACUGUCUUUCCGAAAAUGUCUAGGAAGCUGAAUAAUCUGAUAAGUAAAUUGCUAAAAUGUAUGGUACUGGCUGACUUUGUUUAAAUACAUUGUAUACUUUUCUGUCAUUUUUUAGGUCAAUGGUGAAGUAUUUGACUUGGACAGAGUACUUGAAGGAGAUUGUUCCUUAGAAUUCCUGAAUUUUAAUGAUGACGAAGGUAACUUAUUUUUGUUUUUGAAUGAUGCCAAUCUUUAUAUGGCCUAAAAUUAAUCAUCUCUGCUGCACCUAGUUUGAUUGGAUGUGCAUCAUUCCGCAGAAUGGAAUGUUACAUGUUUGACUCCCAGUUGAACCACUGUACACUCAGUAUCAACAUCGUCAAGUGUCAGCACUUUUGUCUGCUGUUGUAUGGCAUAAUUCUGUAAGCAGAGGUGUCAGUAGAAGUUGAAGUGGCCAGCAGGUGUGAAUAGAGUAACCGACUGUAUCAACCAGUAGACCCCUACAGUGUUCCAGAUAAGAGAUGGUUCAAUGACCCGACAAAGCUGGCUUCCUGACCCAACAGAGUUAAAUAUAACAAAAAAAUUAACACAUGGUCUUGGUGACCUGUCGGAUGGUCUACAUGACCCCCCGCUUGAAAGAAUUAACUGAAACGCUGCCCCUUCUUCUAUAUCAAAACCUGAAAAUUGGAUUUCAAGUUUUGUAGGUACUAAAAUUAUUGAGUACAAAAGGUAAAGGAAGAUUUCUCCUCAUAAGCAGCAAUUGUUUUUGGUAAUUAUAUGAUACUGAUCAUCAAUGGGGGUGGAGCGGGAGGGGGAGGGAGGGGGGAGUCUUAAGUCUGGGUGUACUGAGUACAGUUAGGGUUAGCAUUUUUUUUCCGAGUAUUGCACGCAUAUAUUGUAUAGCUUUAAUAAGUCUUAUUAAGUCCCAAUUUAUAGCACAUGUCAUUCUUCGUUUCAGCUAAAGCUGUAUUUUGGCAUUCAAGUGCACAUAUUAUGGGUGAAGCUAUGGAGAGGCAUUAUGGAGGUCACCUGUGUUAUGGACCUCCAAUAGAAGAGGGCUAUUACUAUGACAUGUUCUGCGAGGGAAGGUUUGUGUCCAUUAUUUAAUGUAUUAUUUUUCUGUAUUAAAGGAUUUAAAGGCAAGAUCUCUUCAGUCGUUUCCUGUCGCACAUACUAAUGGUGCUUCAGUUACAUGUACAUACAUUUUAUAUAAAAGACAGGAGCUGCAAUCUACACAAAUUUUGAUUCAGUCAUACACGUACAACUGUACACGUACCGGCUGAUCAAUUCACGCAUUAACUUAUUUGAUAAAAGGAAUUGUGUGAAGUUAUGUAGUUUGGUUGUCAGGCUUCACCAGGUAUUCUGCUUUCAGUUUGAUAUCUUUCAUUCAAUUUCAACUCAGUGUUGGCUCAAGGAAAACUUCUAAAAACAUCUUAAUUAAACCUUCUGUAUAGAGCAUCUGCAAAUUAGUGCACAAUAAUUGCGUUCGAAUCCUGCAGAGUUGCAAAGACAUAGUCAGCGUUUUUGAUUGGCUAGUUUCUUACACAGUUUGUGAUUAAUCUGAUUUGAAUUAAGUGUUGACAGGCCAAACACGACUAAAAGCUUGUGACAAGAGAGAUUGAGCUUGUGAUAUUGUAAAACGUGACCUAGAGUCAGCUUGAACAACAGAGGUUUCCUUGCUCUCUUUUUGCGUGGUCUGUUUUGCAUGGUCUGUUCCAUGCAUAUUGAGUAAUUAGUUCCUGUGGUUUAUGUUUCGGCAAAUGUUUUUUGACAGGUUUUGAUCACAGAUGCAGUUUACCAUUAAAUGAUUUUCUUUUACCUUUGUUUAAGCCUUAAGCUUUUUUGAGGAGGUUGCUAAAUAACCUCAGUUUCUUUGGUUUUCUCUGAAAUGCCUGGACCUGAAUAGUUACAUGUGUGUAGUUUUUUUGGCCAUGAACAUCAUGAUUUCCCGAUUUGUUUUGACGCUAGAACUGCGAGGCUAGAUUGCGGAAUACUAUAUGGCAGAGCAUCUGCAGCAAUUGGAAGACGCUGGAAAACCAGUCGGCAAAUUUACAAGCAAAUUCUGGCCUUGAAGGAAUUCUCUCAAAGCGUUUUUUUGUUCAGAAGAAGGCUUUAAAGUUCGAACUGCUGUUACAUUGUUUACAGUGAAUGAUCCUUGCUAACUCCCCUCUGUGAAUUUUGACAUGUCACUGAGCCCAAUUGUCACAAACACGUAAGAAUUAGGCCAAUCGUGAGGCACAUAAGAAACCUGCCUAUCAGAAACGCUCACAUAUGUCCUUGCGACUCUGCAGGAUAUUAGAACGAGCUUUUGUGCACUAAUCUGCAGACGGGCUAUAUGGUUUUGACGAGUGCGCGGGCCGGCUGCAAUGCAGGCAAGGUUAUUGAGUGUUGAGAGUAAAGAAAUAUACAUUGUAUAUUAUCCCAGGUGUGUUAGCUUUAGUUUAGUUUUGUAUUUAUUGUUUAAGAGAAACAUACUUUUUGCAUUUGGAUCAUUGUUUCAAUUAUUUCUGGAGAAAGAUGUCGCUAAAAUUGCUGCUUUCUGUCUUGCCGUAUGGAACAGACAGGUGUCUUCUAAUGACUACCCAUCUCUGGACAGUCUGACAAAAUCCAUUGUAAAGGAAAAACAGCCAUUUGUCAGACUUGUGAUGACAAAGGAAGAACUUUUAGAGAUGUUUAAGGUAAUCCUACUGCCUAUGAGGGCCACAUUUGCUUCUGAUUUAGCCAUAUUUACCUCCCUUGCACCUUCAUGCAGUGUAAUAUUAUUGAGGACGUGUAGUAGAAGUAGAUUAAUUUGUUUUCUCUACUUGAAUGUUCAAGUCCUCAAGUAGCAGCUCCAUUAUUUAGCUUCAUUAACCAUUUAAGUUUCAAACUUGACCAACAUCUAUGUUCUUCUAACAAUGUACAUAAAUCAUCAAGAGAAAAGGUUAUGAGUAGUAAUAAAAUGAUCGCCAAAUGGAAACUGCUUUAAGACGGAAUCCAUCAGGAAACUGAGUAAUUUUAAUUCUCAGUGGACGAAAAUCUUGUACCAGAAUAAUUUAAAGAAUGUUGCGUUCUUUUAUACAUUUUCAUGGCCUAAAUAUGUAAUAAGUCUUCUGUAAUAACACCAAAGAAAAUUUUUCAUGGGAGUCUGAGAAAAUGAAUGUCAAAUUUCACAAGAAUAAGAUGCAAUUUUGUGAGAUUGGAUAUUCAUUUUCUUGGGUUUCUGUACAGAUGACUAAUCACAUCUUUAGCCCUUGAAAAAUGUAUAAAAGAAUGCAAUAAUGCUUUAAAAUAUUCUGGUACAAGGUUUUUUCCUGGUGGAUUCCAUCUUAAUCUUUCAUCAAAUUGUCUGAAAACUCGUCAAGGAAAUGUAUUGAGAUCAGUUUAGAGAGUUUGUAUGUGGAAUUUGGGGCUUAAUUAAGGGAUAAUAAGCUCUGAAAUCAAAGAGGAAUCACCCUUUUUACUUCAUCAAUAUUUGCUUGUUAUUAUUAUAAGGUUAAAUAAUUUCUUGCUGGUGCUGUUGUUAUUUUAGUACAAUGAAUUCAAGUGCAGGAUUAUACGGCAAAAAAUAAAUACUCCAUCAACAACUGUGUACAGGUGGGUUUAUUUCAUAGGGUUUAGAACUUGCAGACAUCUUAACCUGAUCUCGGAUAUAUUAAUCCCUAUCAAGCUCUUUCAUCCAUGCGCAUUGUUAUUAAUUUCCAUCCUAUUUGUACAAAAUUAUCUUGAAGUAGAACACCUCAAAAUGGUACUUUGUUAAUCUGAGAAAAAAGAGUAACAGUGUUUUUUUUUUAGGAGGAUGGAGAAGACCAAUGUGGAUAAGAAAAGACAAAAAUUAAUCAAAACUUAAAAAACUUUGGUUAAGUUUUUUUCUACAUGCAAGACAAUGCAAUGCAAGUUUAAUCUUAAAAUUUUUCCCGUAACAAAAUUAAUGUUCUGAUAUACCAUGUCUUUAGAAAUUAAAGGGUUCAUAAAUCUGGCUGCAACUUUCAGCUUUGCAGCCGACAUCUUGCCACCAUAGUAAUAAUAAAUUAUAACUGUAUACAAGUAUCUUGAAUUGGAGAAAUUAAUCUAAUUACGGUAACUUCUUGUUCUUGAAGGUGUGGUCCUUUGAUUGAUUUGUGCCGAGGACCUCAUGUGCGGCACACUGGCAAAAUAAAGGCUAUGCAAGUCACAAAGGUAUGUUUAUGAUAGUAAGUACCGUAAUAUAAUUUUCAUUUUUCCAUAGGAAUUCUUACACAAGAGAGAAAAAAGCCAAAUCUUGACACUAGAGUAUUGUAUAAUGCUACUGUACUACAUGUAAAUCCCUUUGAAUGUCAAAAAUGGGUUUUGUUUUUUUAUUAUCAGAAUUCUGCUACAUACUGGGAAGGGAACUGUGAGGCAGAGUCUCUUCAGCGGUUGUAUGGAAUCUCAUUUCCAAAUGAAAAGCAGGUAAAUUACUUGUUAAUAUAUUUUUCCAAAUUCUCGUAUUGGCAGAUCAGACAAGAUAAUAGUUCUCUUAACCACAGAGUACGGGUUACAAGUGUGAUUACUGUGUUUGCAUCUACAAGCAAUUUAUCUGUCAAUGUAUAGUUUUGUCAACAUCAUAAGGAACCUUAAGAUUUUAAGACGAGGACGACUACGAGUACAUGACUUUCUCAAUACUACAGCUGUAUUGGGCAAUUCCAGAAAAUAUCCAUACCCAACCACAGAUGGCUUCCAUGUUUUAACCCCCCCUUGCCUUCGGAAAUUCCGUCUGUCAGUGUGCACGAAAAGUGUUCUAAUCUGACAGGCGUUCCUUGGAAGCGAGGGACUGGUGCAAGUUUUUUACUGUUCAUCGAACGGGAGUAACAAGAAAUUUGCAAGCGGUAUUAAAGAUACAUUUUCAGUUUUUAUUCAUGUGACAAGAAAUUCAUCAAGGUAAAUGUGAAACCAACGUUUUACUGUUCACUUCAUAAGCAUGAGCGUAAACACGUGUCUGAUCUAUCAAUGCUUGUCUUCUGCUUCCGCGGUCAUACAUGCGAGUGGUUUAUUUACGAACUACAAAAGUCCACAACAAUAGCGUUUUCAAGGAACUCACUCUACACUUUCUACUCCAGAAAUCCCACCUGUGGAAUUCCCCCUGCCUUUGGAUUUCAAAUCGUAAAUACCCCCCAUGCCCUCAGAAUUCCAUAAUCGUGAACCCCCCCUCCCCUUCGGAAAUCCUAAAAGCCGUCCGUGGUAUAGUAUGGAUAGUUUCUGGAAUCCCCCAUUUAGUGCUCACAGGUGACCCAGUGUCAUUUUGGCAGGAAAACAUGAUAGUGGUCAUCAUUCUACUGCGAGUUUUGAUGAGAAUAUUGUGGUGGUGGAAACAAGUUAUCAAAUGUUUGAAGUUCUAUGUUGCGAUCAGAAAAGGGCUGUACCUCCUUAUUACGAUAACAGUGCUAAAUUUUCAGGUGAAACAAAGUACAAUGAUGCUUUCUGGGGUAUCUAUAGUUUGACAAUAUGUGAAAAAACUUUAAAUCAAAUCUUGUCCUCGAAUUUAAAGGUCUCUGUUCUGUCUACUCUGGAUGAAUUAAUUAGCAAUGAAUGAAUGAGGCUGAGUACCGUGUAGCAUGAAAAUUUUGUGGAUUGACCUCCAUCUGCAAAAAUUAGUUCCCGCAGAAAAAAAAAAACCCACAAAAAUUAACUCCCUCCAGUCAAAUUAAAAACUCUGCUUUUAAUGGACUUGUUGUGUAUGGUAGGGAUAGGCUUUUGUUUUGUUUUGCUGUUGUUCAGUCCCUUUGUGCAGUAAGAUAUUACAGUGAUUACCGUAUUAUUCUCCAUUACAUAUGUACGUAGAGUGAACUUUGACUCAACANAGUCAAAUUAAAAACUCUGCUUUUAAUGGACUUGUUGUGUAUGGUAGGGAUAGGCUUUUGUUUUGUUUUGCUGUUGUUCAGUCCCUUUGUGCAGUAAGAUAUUACAGUGAUUACCGUAUUAUUCUCCAUUACAUAUGUACGUAGAGUGAACUUUGACUCAACAUACCAUAAAAUAAUAGUUGAAAAUACCAUAUUAAGGUUUCUUCCACUUAAAUAUUCUGCUACUUGAACAGAGAAUCGCAAAAAUUGGUUCCCACCAGAAAUUUCAGUCAUCUCGAACCGCAAAAAUUUGUUCACGCAAACCACAAAAAUCGCCAAUCCCCAAAAUAAAACUCCUGCAAAAUUUUCAUGCUACACGGUAGGAUAUGAAGAAUUAAGCAGACCGAGGAGGGUGUUACCCACUUCAGCCUUUGGCCUUCAGCCUCGGUGGAUAACACCCUCCUCAAUCUGCUUAAUUUUUCAUAUCCUACAAAGGCUGAAUUUAUUAAUUGCUUUAUUAUUCAUUUAAAAUAAUUCCUAGUUUAAAAACAUAGCUAAAACAUGCUUACCUGUAUCGAUGUUAACUUCAUCUUUGAUAGUGUACGUUUACGUUUGUCCAGCUCCGCAAAUAUUCUCCAAAUAGCAGACGUUGCCCUCCGAGUUGUCUUCUUGCUGUUUUUGUCAUGUUUUGAGCUAUUAUUUCGCCUAGCUCCAGCUGUAGUUCUUACUCUUGAAACAAGUGAAAUGUCCACCAUUUUUUUUCCACAACCAAAACAACGCAACCUCUUCCCCAGGUCUUCUUGGUAACGGUGCCUUAACCUGUAGCGGGCUGCAUUUUUGACGUCAUUUCCUCAUUAAACACUUUUGGUCAUCAGUAACUGGUUAUGCGUGUGCUUUUAGCUGAUCAGAAUUGGGGAAAUAUUUUGAAUGAAUAAUACAGUUUAACUAGCCAGUAAGAUGGUGGUCCCGCUAUCUCAUGCUCUCAGGAAAAGUGUCUUGGCAGGCAAAUAAAAUAAUAUUAAAUUAUUAUAGUGCUCCAGAGCUCGCAGAUUAAAAUAGAUCCAAUUUGCUAAUCUUCAUCAUCAAUUCUAAUCUUUUCCAUUAUAAUUAAAAAAUUCCUUGCAAAAAGAAAAUAAAGUACGUGUACAAUAAUUAAUAAUAAUACAUAAGUAAAUAAAUAAAUAUCAAAUAACAAAUACCCUGGAAGCUGAGGCUACAUUUUCGCUGUGUGAGCUGUCGUGCGAAAAGUAGCCACUGCCGACAACCGUUCAAAUCCGUCCAGAAAUCUGGGCUAAUAAAUUUAAAAAACGGGUUUUUUUCUGUUCUUGACCGGUUUAGAGCAUUGUGUGAGUCCUGCGUGUAGCAGAUCACAGUUAUCGCAAUUUUUUAUUCCCGCAAAACUUGUGCCAUUUGAUGACAGACCUGACAAUAAUAACUGUGCUUGCGAAUCACUUGACAAAUUUUGCGCAUGCACAAUAGAAAAUUGAACUGUUGUCGGCAGAGGCUACUUUUUUCACGACAGCUCACACAGCGAAAAUGAAGCCUCUGCUUGCAGGGUAAAUAACAAAUGGCUCUUUUUCCAAACUAGAUGAAAGAAUGGAAGAAAUUUCAAGAAGAAGCUGCCAAAAGAGAUCACAGAAAACUAGGAAGGGUAUGUUUGGGGCAUUUUUGAAUUUGCAGACUUUUUAGAUUUAUAUUUUUUAUUUUCUUUAACAGCUCUAUGCACAUGUACUUUCUUCAAAUUAAUAUGACCAGUUAUGUUACUACAACACAGCUGUGACAGUGUGUACCAUUACUUUUCCUGACCAACUGUGGGACUUAUUCAACCUAUAAAAUAAUCAUUGGUAAAGUUUGAUCUUAUGCACAGUUUUCUUUCAACAGGAUCAUGAACUGUUCUUCUUCCACGAGUUGAGUCCUGGAAGCUGUUUCUUUUUGCCCAAAGGGGCUCACAUUUACAACACUCUGAUUAACUUUAUCAAGGUCUGUUAUUAUGCACCUGCCCAUAUGCUUUGUUUUUAUGUUUUUAACAGAUGUCUGUAUAUUUUAGGUUUUGUAGAGUCAUAUAAAAUAAUUCUAACCAGUUUAAGUGACCCUUUUAGUGGAGGGAUGAGAUCAUUAUACGUUUCUGGGAAUCUGCCCACCUACCCCUCCCCUAAGCCAACAUUUUGCUCUAAGUGAGAAGUAAACAUGUAAAAUGUUAAUGUUGGCUUAGGGGAGGGGUAGGUGGGCAGUUUCCCAGAAACGUAUAAUGAUCCAGGGAUUUUCCCUUGGUCAUAUGAUUUGGACAUGUUAGUAGAGUUUUGUGUUAUCCCAUGUUAUUUUAUAAUAUCAGAGUUUUCGCUAAAAUUAUUAUUUUUACUGGAAAUGAGCAUGAACACAAGAGAUGCAAAAAUCCAGAGGGGACGUGACCUCUUUCUUGGAAACGUUUUGUUAUGAAACAGAAACGCUGAAAGGCCUUUUGCAUUACAAGUCCCUGAUUUUUUUUUUUUUUGACCAGUGGUCUACAAAUACGGUGCAACCUCACAGAAUGCCAACAUUUCAUCGUAUCUUGUGAAAGUUUCAAACUUCAGUGCCCUUUUUUGUUGUGGUAUAAACUGCAUACAAGCCAUGUAGUUGGUUACUUAGGAGAGAUGGUUGUAAAUUAAUGCUGCUGUGUUUCUGUUAAUGUUGUUCCAGGAGGAGUACCGCAAGCGUGGAUUCCAGGAAGUUGUGUCGCCCAACAUUUACAGCACCAAGCUAUGGGAGACCUCUGGACACUGGCAGCAUUACUCAGUAAGACAUUAA
Messenger RNA from Porites evermanni, 14420 nucleotides. The record is from the annotation of a GenBank genome assembly. Lineage: Eukaryota; Metazoa; Cnidaria; Anthozoa; Scleractinia; Poritidae.